Meloidogyne enterolobii is the source of this 664-nucleotide messenger RNA. The record is from the annotation of a GenBank genome assembly. NCBI's taxonomy places the organism in Eukaryota, Metazoa, Nematoda, Chromadorea, Rhabditida, Meloidogynidae.
GUCCCGCCUUUACGACUUAACGAUGAACCAACAACAUUAUCACAAUCUUCUCACCUAUUAGCUAAUCAUAAACAACAAGGCCAACGCCAGUCUAUUUUUAGACAGCAAAGCAAAGAAGUACCAUCACUAGAACGUUGCCCUUGUUGUAAUAAUUCACCUUCUUCCUCAACUUUUGAAAGGCAACACAAUAUAAUAUCCUCUUUUACUUCAACAACACAUAAUGUUCCCCAAAUUCAUAUUGAACAAGGAUGGACAGAAAAUGUUGAGGAAGGGAUUGGGACAGUUGGAAGUGAUGGAGAAUUACUUCCUCAAACGAGUGAUUCUCAAGGGAAACCACCGCCAAUUAGAAGAAGAGGAAGUAAUUCUCCAUCACUUCCAACUGUCCCAAUCCCUUCCUCAACAUUUUCUGUCCAUCCUUGUUCAAUAUGAAUUUGGGGAACAUUAUGUGUUGUUGAAGUAAAAGAGGAUAUUAUAUUGUGUUGCCUUUCAAAAGUUGAGGAAGAAGGUGAAUUAUUACAACAAGGGCAACGUUCUAGUGAUGGUACUUCUUUGCUUUGCUGUCUAAAAAUAGACUGGCGUUGGCCUUGUUGUUUAUGAUUAGCUAAUAGGUGAGAAGAUUGUGAUAAUGUUGUUGGUUCAUCGUUAAGUCGUAAAGGCGGGACUU